Enterobius vermicularis (human pinworm) is the source of this 1848-nucleotide messenger RNA. The record is from the annotation of a GenBank genome assembly. NCBI's taxonomy places the organism in Eukaryota, Metazoa, Nematoda, Chromadorea, Rhabditida, Oxyuridae.
AUGAAAUCGGCAUUUGACACCACAUCGAUAUCAAUUUUUGAUUAUUUUGUUGUUGGAUUCAGCAUUAUUCUUUCUGUUGCUACUGGAAUCUAUCACGCUUUCAGAAGUCGGAAAUUAGUACGUUCUAAACUUUUAAAAGGAUCACAAAAAGAUGAUUAUAUGUUAGGAGGACGACAGUUGCCACCGCUGCCCGUUGCUCUUAGCCUUUUAACAACAUUUCUGUCUGGAAUUUUGAUGCUUGGAGUUCCAACAGAAAUGUUUCAGCGAGGAGCUCAUAUAUGGCUUAAUUUCGUGAUUGGUGGGUUAUCUUUAGUUAUCAGUGCUUGGAUCUUCUUGCCAAUAUUUUACAAGUUAAAUGCAACGUGUUUGCACGAAUAUUUUGAAUGCAGGUUUCACUCACGGCUAAUGCGCCAAACAUUUUCUUUGCUUUUCUUAACGCUGAACUUAACAUACAUUGCCGUUGUCAUUUAUGCUCCAUCUGUAGCACUGUCACCAGUUUUGGGUAUCAACAAAUAUAUUUUGAUUUUGAUUUUAGGUACUACGACUACACUGUAUACUACAAUUGGAGGUAUAAAAGCUGUAGUUUGGACGGAUUCCUUGCAGGCUGUAAUGAUGUAUGGUGGCGUUUUAGCAGUAAUUUUCAAUGGAUUAAUUCAUCCCAGAGUUGGAGGUUUCAAACGUGUUUGGAAUAUUGCAGAAUCUACAGGUCGAAUUAAUGAUCUGUGGCGAAUGGAUAUUUCUCCAGCCCAGUACAACAGUUUCUGGAUAAACGUCUUCAGCGGUACUGUGACUUGGUUGGCAACCUUUGGAGUUAAUCAGCUGGCAGUACAGCGGUACUGCUCGCUUCCAGCUAUCGAUGAUGCCAGACGUAUUAUAUAUUGGACAAUUAUCCCGUUUAUCUGUCUUUGUAGCGUUGUUUCAUUUAUCGGAUUCUUAGCUUUAGCAUACUUUUACAACUGUAACCCAUUUGAGACUGGCGAAAUUACGGAUACUGACCAUCUAACCAUUCUUUUCGCCUAUGAAGUUUUAUCAUCAACACCAGGCUUGUUUGGCCUUUAUGUUUCAUGCAUUAUGUCUGCAACUCUUAGUACACUGUCAUCGGGGAUGAACAGCAUGGCUGCAGCAACUUAUGAGGAUUUUCUAAGAUAUCGUUUUGAAAGACGCCUUGAUGAUACGAAAACAACAUUUAUCAAUAAGAUGUUUGUUCUACUAUUUGGUGUCUUCUCGACGGCACUUGCGUUCGCUGCAGAACCACUCGGUGGAAUCUUAAGGGUAUGCAUUAGCGUUUUUGGCGCACUCUCAGGCCCCUUUGUUGGCAUUUUUGUUUUGGCAAUGUUUUGGCCUAAAGCUGGAUUCAAGUCAACAUUUUUCUCAUUCAUUGCUUCAAAUAUUAUUAUGGUCAUCAUCUGUUGCCUUAAUUAUUUUGAAGAUCCAUACAGAGAUCUUUUCUUCUCGACUAAUACAACGCUUGAAGGCUGUAAAAAUGAGAAUUUCACGGAAAGGCAACAUCCUCCUUACGAUGCACAGUACGGGCUUCCCAAUACCAGCUAUCUUUCCAGGUCUUUGAAAUUUUUGUACUUCAUAUUUCGAAUUACUGCUCAAGAAGUUGUUUUUUUUUUUAGAAUCUCUACGUACUCAUAUUCUGGAAUCGGUAUGAUUAUUAUGUUGGUAAUUGGUGUACCAUUAAGUUACAUUUUUGACGAAAAAACCUCUGUUGAUAUUGCACCGUUGACAUAUUUUGGACGACAGUAUGUUUUUAGAAACCGAUGUAUUUUGAAAUUUGAAAGAAUCUUCUCUUCUUUUUUUUGUCACAGUUGUUCAUACAUUAAAUUCUUAAUAAUUACUUAA